Messenger RNA from Cololabis saira (Pacific saury), 5412 nucleotides. Its product is annotated as (E3-independent) E2 ubiquitin-conjugating enzyme UBE2O-like. The record is from RefSeq and is a predicted model, not a curated record. Bases 1 to 3435 code for a protein of 1144 amino acids. NCBI's taxonomy places the organism in Eukaryota, Metazoa, Chordata, Actinopteri, Beloniformes, Belonidae. The transcript has 19 exons.
AUGAGUGUGGAGGACGGAGCUAAACUCUACGACAUCUGCCCUCACGUCAGCGACUCGGGCUUGUUCUUCGACGAGACGUACGGGUUCUACCCGGGCCAGGUCCUGAUCGGCCCGGCCAAGGUCUUCACCAACGUGACGUGGCUGUCGGGGGUCAAACCCGUGCUGGGCCGGAAGUGCAAGUUCCGGGUGGUGGUGGAGGAGGUGAAGGUCGUGGAGCUGAAGGUCACCUGGAUCACCAAGAGCUACUCGCCCAAGGGGUCGGACAGCGUUUACCCGCCGGCCUCCACCAUCACGCAGGAGAACCUGUGCAGGGUGCGGCGGCUGGGCUACUACGACCACACCCAGCGACAGCUGGGCGAGCGUUCCCUCUACGUGUUUCCUGCCAAGGGCGACGCCACCAGGAUCACCUGUGAGGGACCGGAGGGCCCGGUUCUGCCGGAGGACCCGGUCGCCAGGAAGCUCAAGCGGAUGUUCAAGAAGGAUUCUGGGAAGAAGACAGAAAACGCUGAUGCACAAGGCGACCACAAGCCGGAGCAGCCAGACCCGUCCCAGUCCAACAACAACGGGCCGGUUCAGAACUCUGUGGAGAACCAGAACCCCCAGAACCUCCAGAACCCCCAGAACCCCGACGAGGGGGCGGAGCUCGGGGAGCAGGACGCCGACGACGAGGCGGCCGAGGACACGGACGACACCAGCUCCCUGACGUCGUCGGCCAGCUCCACCGCCUCGUCCCAGAGCGGCGGCCUGGGAACAAACCGCAAGAAGAGCAUCCCGUUAUCCAUCCGCAACCUGAAGAGGAAGCACAAGAAGAAGAGGACCAAGUUCUCCCGCGAGUUCAAGCCCGGGGACCGGGUGGCGGUGGAAGUGGUGUCCACUAAGACCACGGCGGAUGUGAUGUGGAAGGACGGCCGGGUGGAGAAGGGGAUCCGGUCCAACGAGCUCAUCCCCAUCCAGCACCUGGACGGACACGAGUUCUGCCCCGGGGACUUCGUCGUGGACAAGAGACCCCAAGCCCUGCAGGACCCGGGCGUCUACGGCGUCAUCCAGUCGGGCGACCACAAGGGCCGGACCUGCGUGGUGAAGUGGAUCAAGCUGAACUCCAGCAGCGACGACGUGGAGGUCACCGGCGUGGAGGACGACGUCAGCGUGUACGACAUCGCCGACCACCCGGACUUCCACUUCAGAACCACCGACAUCGUCAUCAGGAUCUGGAACUCGGAGGUCGGAGAGAACGACUGCGAGAACGAGACGUCGGUGGGCCAGGUGUACCGGGUGGACGUGAGCAGCAAGGUGGAGGUGGUUUGGGCCGACAACUCCAAGACCGUCGUCCUGCCGCAGCAUCUCUACAACGUGGAGUCUGAGAUCGAGGAGACGGACUACGACUCUGUGGAGGAGACGAGCAGCGUCCUGUCCACCGAGGAGUGGGAGGACGAGAGCGACAGCUGGGAGACGGACAACGGCCUGACGACCGAGGACGACGGACACGUCAACAACUCUGACAUCAUCGACACGGCCACGCCCACCCCGACCCCCACGGGGGCCUCGGCCUUCAUCAUCCCGCCGUCGCCGGGGGACGCCCGGGACAGGGACAGGGGGGACGGAGUCCCCAGCCCCGCCAAGGGCCCCCCGGGGGAGGACGGAGACGUGGCCUCGCCGGCGUCUGGAGCACCGACUCCCGGGGCGGCGGUGAACGGGGCGGAGAAGCCCAGCAAGGACGGCUCGUCCCGGGGCUUCAGGGAGCUGAAGGAGGCCCUGAAGAUCCUGGAGAGCCUGAAGAACAUGACGGUGGAGCAGCUGUGGACGGGCGGCUCGCCCACCUCCCCCACGGCGGCCGAGCCGGCCUCGGCCAGCGUGGCCAGCCCGGCCCCGGCCGCCCCCGAGAAGCCCACCAAGGAGAAACGCUUCCUGGACGACAUCAAGAAGCUGCAGGAGAACCUGAGGAAGACGCUGGACAACGUGGCCAUCGUGGAGGAGGAGAAGAUGGAGGCGGUGGGGAGCGCCGGGGCCGAGGCGGAGCGGCCCGGCGAGGAGAAGCCCCAGCAGGAACCCGGGACCCCGGUGGGCGGGCAGGACUGGCCCAGCGAGUUCCUCAGCGAGACGCCGGUGCUGUGCCAGCAGAGCGGAGGGAAACCCGGCGUGACCUUCACCAGCGCCAAGGGGGAGGUGUUCUCCGUGCUGGACUGGGCUCCGGACACUCACUCGUUCAAGAAGAUGGAGUUCCAGCCGGCCGAGGCCAAGAAGUUCUUCAGCACGGUGAGGAAGGAGAUGGCUCUGCUGGCGACGUCGCUGCCUGACGGCAUCAUGGUGAAGACGUUCGAGGACCGAAUGGACCUGUUCUCAGCUCUGAUCAAGGGCCCGACCCGGACGCCGUACGAGGACGGGCUGUUCCUGUUCGACAUCCAGCUGCCCAACAUCUACCCGGCGGUGCCGCCGCUGUUCCGCUACCUGACCCAGUGCAGCGGCCGGCUCAACCCCAACCUGUACGACAACGGCAAGGUCUGCGUCAGCCUGCUGGGCACCUGGAUCGGCAAGGGCACGGAGAGAUGGACCAGCAAGUCCAGUCUGCUGCAGGUUCUCAUCUCCAUCCAAGGCCUGAUCCUGGUGAACGAGCCGUACUACAACGAGGCGGGGUUCGACAGCGACCGCGGGCUGCAGGAGGGCUACGAGAACAGCCGCUGCUACAACGAGAUGGCUCUGAUCCGGAUGGUGCAGUCCAUGUCGACGCUGCUGAGCAGCCCGGUGGACGUGUUCCGCCAGGAGAUCCGGGACCACUUCAGCUCCAGCGGCUGGAGGUUCCUGCACCGGCUGGAGGCCUGGCUGGAGCUGCACGAGGCCGCGGAGCGCGCCGCGGAGCGGGCCCCGGGGGCCCCCAGGGGCCUCCGCGACCGUGCCCCGUCCGUGGAGCCGCUGGACGAGCAGGCGGAGGAGGCCGGGCCCAAGGCGGUGGCCCACAGCAGCCCCGAUGGGGCGGCGGGGGCCACGGGCCCCCCGGGGCCGGCCCUGGCCGUGGGCAGCAUCAUGGAGGAGGAGGAGCUGGAGGAUUCGGGGCUGGGGGCCUCAGGGCUGGGGGCCUCCACCACGGCCGUGCAGGAGCUGAGCCAGAGCUCGGACUUGGACAGCACGCAGGGCAGCGGCUCCCUGGGGGGCCCGGCGGCCCGCGCCGGGGCCUCAGAGCCGGGCCCCGGCCCCGGGGCCACCGCGGCGUCGGCCGGGGGCCAGCCCGUGGUGCGACCAAAGAAACGGAGGAAGAGCUACCGCAGCUUCCUGCCCGAGGGCAGCGGCUACCCCGACAUCGGCUUCCCGCUCUUCCCGCUGUCCAAGGGCUUCGUGAAGAGCGUGCGCGGCGUGCUAGCGCAGUACCGCGCCGCGCUAGUCGCCGCCGGCGUCCCCCAGCACUCCGAGGACAAUGACACGUCAGAUGAGUGUGAUGGAUAAAAGGGGGCGGGGCUCAGACUCGCUCCCGCCCCGCUUUAACCAACGACCUGCUGGAGCCGCAACCGAGUUGAAACGUCAUCUCUCCAUGAAAGCAGGUGAAAAACACGAAGGAUACGACGAGCCGGAGCUUCUGCCGGAGCUGCUGCCGCGACGGAGCGGAGGACGACUGAAGGAAAGAGAGAAACCUGUGCCAUGAACCCCUCCUCCCCCCCGACCGACGCCCAGCGGCUCCGCUGGGCGACCACUGCCCCCCCCGCGGACCAAACUGUAACCCCCGCCCCCCCCACCUUCCCCCCCGCGGACUCUUGUAGCACCGACCCACGUUUCCAUCCCGCGCUAGAACCCAGCGAGUGAACCAACAACCGGGCCGGACGCUUCCUGCCAACGCUAGCCGACCACGUUUACACGCGACCACCUGCCGGGGGCGGAGCCUCAGCGCUGGGGGCGGAGCCUCCACGCCCCCCCCCCCCCCCCCCCCCCCUCCACCUUCUAAGGAAUUCAACAAAAGCUGGAACUUUGUGCUUUUGAUUUUUGAGGCAUUUGAGUUUGUUUUUUUUCUUUCAGAGGUUGAAAUGUUUUGAGUGUUGAGAGUUUUACCCACAAUGCAAAGCUACAUCGCUGCACACGAUGUUAUUUAGCGAUUGAAACCAUUCCUGCAUCCAUUCCAUCGUCCCCCGUCGACGUGUUGCCUUACUUGAAUCGUUUGUGCACGGCUGCUUGUGUCACGCUUUACUCGUGCACCGACAACGACCACUUCAACGAAAAAAGAGGAAAAAAACGGUCUUUCCCCGUCUCUCCUCCCGUCUCUCCUGCUCUGUUUUUGUUUUAUUUGGGGGGGUUUCGGUCUCCUGGUUGCAGUUUUCCGUAAAAAAUCUCCAGGUUUUCAGUUUAGUUCGGCCGAACGAGCGACUGGACGAAAACUGACGGCAGAUUUUCUUCUUCUUCUUCAUCACUAAACAUUCAUGAAUCAGGGUUUCGGGGUCCACUCGGUCUUCCUGUGGAACCAUCAGUCUUGUUUACAUCCCCCCCCAACGAGCGCUAACCGCCGUCUCAGCCGCGUUUUACUUGAACAGAUUCUCCGACGCUGACGUGUUUUCCUGGCAAAAGCUCGGAAAGACUCGAAGAUUUUCAGAAAGGAGUUUUGUUUUUUUUGUUUUGUUUUUGCUUCGUCUUCCACAUUCGGAUCCGUGCCGGACUUUACUUUCUGCCUUCAGCUGCAGCCGCGGCGCUACGGCUACAGCCUUCUUUUUUUAAGUAUUAUUUUUUUAUUUUGUGUUUGUUUUUUUGCUCUUUUGCUUGCGUCAUCGCUGCUCGUUUCUCGGAGGAACUCGUUUUUCGCCUCUCCGCUUCGGCUCCUGAGACCGAAUCGCGCCGAAGCGCAAAGGUUCGUCCUCCGCCAGAAACUAGACCCGCUGCUUCGGCCCUUCUCCUUCCUACAUGAACAGAAUAAUGUGAAGCUUCAGUUAAAGUCUGGCAGGAUUUCAACCCCAACGAUGUACAAUUUUCCGUGUAUAUUCUUCAGAUUCCAACCAUUGUUAACGAUUAUUACUGCAAGACGUUUGUUUUUCAGCCAAAGCAUGUAACAUGUUGCUUUAAGCCGCGACGGCUGCACACAAAGACUUGACUGUACGAUGUCUACAUUUCCACAGUGGCCUGUUAUUGAUAUGAUAUUUAAAAAGAAUUAAUAAAGUUUCAGUUUGUAGCCUGAUUCCUUCUGUACAGUCACCACCACCAUGAUGAAAUAUAAAACUAUACAAACCAGAUAUAUUUAACACAAACUUCAGAGCUAAUGAGUCUCGUAGCUUGGGACAUAAUGUGUAUUGUACUUAAGAUCUCACUUCUCUUUUCUUUUUUUAAUGGUUUACUUUUGUUGCUACAGAAGACUGUAUAGUGAUGUAUUAAAGUUUGCAAGCAGUACCAGAGAAACACCGUGGCCUCAUUUAUUUGGACCUGGAGGCAAAUAAACCCCAAAAAAUA